This is a messenger RNA of Diospyros lotus (date-plum), 1553 nucleotides long. Its product is annotated as pyruvate dehydrogenase E1 component subunit beta-1, mitochondrial. Gene Ontology annotation, molecular function: pyruvate dehydrogenase (acetyl-transferring) activity. The coding region runs from base 190 to 1299 and encodes 369 amino acids. Gene Ontology annotation, biological process: pyruvate decarboxylation to acetyl-CoA. The transcript is spliced from 14 exons. The record is from RefSeq and is a predicted model, not a curated record. Lineage: Eukaryota; Viridiplantae; Streptophyta; Magnoliopsida; Ericales; Ebenaceae.
UGUCUCAACUCAAAUCAGCCUCCUUCUCCUUCUCCUUCUCUCUAUCUCUAGGUUUUGACUUUCACCAAACUCCUCGAUCUGCUCUCUUCUCUCCCAUAUAUUCUGACUCGGAGCUCUUCAUUGAAUUUGUGGCGACGAUUCCGGGGGGCCGAGGAACGAUUGUUCGUUAAGGUUCAUUGAGCAGGGAACAUGUUGGGGAUUGCUAGGCAAAGAAUCGCCGGUGCUUCGUGCUUGCAGAGGAUUCGGAUUCAGUCGCUCUAUGCGUCGAAGAAUUUCUCGUCCACGUCAAAAGAGAUGACAGUGCGAGAUGCUUUGAAUUCUGCCCUUGAUGAAGAAAUGUCGGCAGAUCCUAAAGUCUUUUUGAUGGGUGAAGAGGUUGGUGAAUAUCAGGGUGCAUACAAGAUUUCGAAAGGGCUCUUGGAGAAGUAUGGUCCUGAGAGGGUUAUUGAUACUCCAAUUACAGAGGCUGGCUUUACGGGGAUCGGAGUUGGUGCAGCUUAUUAUGGUCUGAAGCCUGUUGUAGAAUUUAUGACAUUCAAUUUCUCCAUGCAGGCAAUUGACCACAUCAUUAAUUCUGCUGCAAAGUCAAACUACAUGUCUGCUGGUCGGAUAUCUGUUCCUAUUGUUUUUAGAGGACCAAAUGGUGCUGCUGCUGGAGUUGGUGCCCAACAUUCCCAGUGUUAUGCAGCAUGGUAUGGAUCCUGCCCAGGAUUAAAGGUGCUGGCUCCAUACUCUUCAGAAGAUGCCCGUGGCCUGCUAAAGGCUGCUAUAAGAGACCCAGACCCAGUUGUUUUCCUUGAAAAUGAGUUGCUAUAUGGCGACUCGUUCCCUGUUUCAGAAGAAGUUCUUGAUUCUAGUUUCUGUCUUCCAAUAGGGAAAGCUAAGAUAGAACGUGAAGGAAAAGAUGUGACAAUUACUGCUUUCUCUAAAAUGGUCGGCUAUGCUCUCAAGGCAGCUGAAAUUCUUGCGAAGGAGGGAAUUAGUGCUGAGGUUAUAAAUCUGCGUUCUAUUCGUCCACUCGAUAAAUCCACUAUUAAUACUUCAAUCAGGAAAACCAACCGACUUGUAACUGUUGAAGAAGGAUUCCCUCAACAUGGAGUUGGUGCUGAGAUCUGUGCGUCUGUUGUUGAGGAGAGUUUUGGGUAUCUUGAUGCACCUGUAGAGAGGAUUGCAGGAGCAGAUGUUCCCAUGCCUUAUGCUGCAAAUCUUGAGAGGAUGGCUGUCCCACAGGUUGAGGAUAUCGUACGUGCAGCGAAGAGAACUUGCUACCGAUCGGUUCCGAUGGCUGCCGCUGCUUAGUGUUUUGCGUCAAUUUCUUGGUGGUUCAGCUCAUUCUUUAUGCGCUUUUUUAUUUUUUGUUGCCCACAAAAGGAAGAUUCUCGGAGUUCAUGGGAUGGGAAUUCCAUAAAAGAAAAAUAAAUGUUUACCUAGUAAAUUGUAACAUUUGGUGGCCGCCACUUUGUAAGCACAGAGACGUCAUUUAUUUUGCUAUGGAUACAAGAAGCGAAAGAUAUGUAGUUGAUCGGAUUUCCAUACCCAUUUUAAGGAUUUAA